CGUCAAAAUUCUUUCGAAAAAGAAAACAGUAGUUUAUUCGCAGCUUUUGAAUUUGGAAACUUUUUGCCUUUCGUUUUCGUGGAAGAUGUGAAAUAGUGGAGGCUACAAAUAAAUUUGAAGAUUUGCAAAAUGUUACGAGCUGUCACUCAAUACAGCGUUCCACUAACUCGCCGUUUUUCUGCGCUUCAAAUAAGCCAGAUUAGAUACACGAGCACAGUAAACGCGUGUUUUAUUGUGUCGGUGAAUAAACAAGUACCACAAUUUCCAACGAGUGCCAUCAGUAAACCUCACCUUCUUCAACCGUUUACUCCUGCAUUACAUAAUUGUCGAGGAACAAGCUUUUUUAAUAAGUUGCCAGCUGAGCAAAUCUGGAAAGGAAUUAUUUCGGUGAGCAAUGCCGGUAAAAAACGGGGACGUGGAAAAGGAUCAGGAAGAAUUAUUCCAAAGGAUUUAAACAAGGGACAGGUCAUUGGUUUUGGAAAGGCAAAUAUUGUUUGGCCUGGGCUGUCGGCACCAGUUAUGCGCGGACGUGAGUUAGUACAACAACAUCAACUACCAGAAGAUGUGGAACGAGAAGCAAAGUUGAAAAAAAUUCGCGAUGGAAUGGUAAAUUUCAAGCGAAUGAAACUAAGCCCACUUGAGCGCGGUUGGUCCGGUUCCAAGAUGCCCGGUCGAAGCAUCGGACCUCCAGAUCCCAUUGAGGAUGACGUUUUCGAAGGGUUCGAUACAAAAUGCUUGGAAUUAAAAACGGUUGUUAAUAUGAAAGGUAAUCUUGGUAGAAAACGUCGUAUAUCGGCUAUGGCGGUAACGGGAAAUGGAAAUGGACUUGCCGGCUUUGGGUUCGGCAAAGCAAUUGAUAUAAAGACAGCACUGAGACAAGCAAAAAAUCGCGCUGGUCAAAAGUUGAUGUAUUUUGAACUUUGUAAUGAACAUACGGUAUUUCAUGAUUUCUACUGUGCCUUUGGAGCAACAAAAAUAUUUGUAGAACGCAAACCCGAAGGUUAUGGUUUAAAAUGUCAUCGUGCGAUAAAAACCGUUUGCGAGGUGGUAGGAAUUAAGGAUCUUCGGGCAAAAUGUGAAGGGUCGACGAAUGUUCAGCAUGUUGUCAAGGCUUUUCUUGUCGGACUGCUACAACAGAAAAAUCAUCAACAGAUUGCUGAAUCCAAGGGAUUGCAUGUUGUUGAGUUGAGACCUGAAAAUCAAAAUUUUCCUAAAGUAGUUGCGAGCCCAACUAUUUGUCGCUCUGAAAAAGAAUUGGAUUCGAACGAAAUCCUUGACUACACACAAUUCUGCAUGGACGGAAAAAUUCAAUUGAAAAGAAAAAAGUUCCCACCGUUCUAUACAAAGCAUCGUUCAUGGGAAAUAUACCUUAAAAAACAAGAAUAUUUGCGAAAUCAAGACAAGGUGCGAUUACGGAUGCUGGCUGAAUCGGGGAAAAUUUGCAGUUUCAUGACCGAAAAAUAUCCAGAAUGUAAAAUGGGACCUGCUCCAAAAGAAGAAUAAAAUGGUACUUUGAAUGGUUGAAUGUAGAAAAAUAAACUAGUUUAUCUCUAAAGACACUUUAAAA
Messenger RNA from Wyeomyia smithii (pitcher-plant mosquito), 1567 nucleotides. RefSeq names its product 28S ribosomal protein S5, mitochondrial (gene mRpS5). The transcript is spliced from 2 exons. Gene Ontology annotation, biological process: translation. The coding region runs from base 130 to 1503 and encodes 457 amino acids. Gene Ontology annotation, cellular component: ribosome. The record is from RefSeq and is a predicted model, not a curated record. Gene Ontology annotation, molecular function: structural constituent of ribosome; RNA binding. Lineage: Eukaryota; Metazoa; Arthropoda; Insecta; Diptera; Culicidae.